AAAUGGUGACCCCGCAUGAAAAUCCCGCCUUUAUAGGAGAUGAUGGUGUGAAUAAAUCACAGGAUUUAAAUAAUCAUUCAAAUAGUGAGCCCCCUCCCAAACCCGGCAAACCUGUCAAAGAACGUGAACAAUGGGGUAAAGGUGUCGAAUUUCUUAUGUCCUGCAUAGCCAUGUCUGUGGGUUUAGGCAAUGUUUGGCGUUUUCCAUUUACCGCCCUCGACAAUGGUGGUGGAGCAUUUUUAAUACCCUAUUUGGUGGUAUUGUUUCUUAUUGGUAAACCCAUAUAUUAUUUGGAAAUGAUUAUUGGACAAUUUUCAAGUCGUGGUUCGGUGAAGGUAUUCGAUUUGUGUCCAGCCAUGAGAGGCAUUGGUAUUGGCCAAGUUGUCUCAAUAUCAAUGGUCACCACAUAUUAUGUUGCCAUCAUGGGCAUGACCACCCGUUACCUAUUCGAUUCAUUUCGUUCACCAUUGCCUUGGUCACAGUGUGACGAUUCAUGGAAUGCUGUUUGUGUAGCAUCCAAUGAGAAAAAUACCGCCGAUUUCCUAUACAAUUCUGCUGAUAAUAUUUCGAGUAAGCUAGUGACGAACUCAUCGGUUUUGAUGAGUUUAAAUAAUGUUUCAACAUCGGCGGCGGCAUUGCAAAGUGCUAAACCAACAUCAUCGGCAGAAUUGUAUUUUAUCAAUGAAGUCUUACGCGAAAAAGCCAACAUAAAUGAUGGCAUUGGUCUACCCAAUUGGGAGCUGGUAUUGGGUUUAUUCGUAUCCUGGCUUUGUGUUUUCCUUAUUAUAUUUAAAGGCGUGAAGAGCUCUGGCAAAGCUUCAUACUUCUUGGCCAUAUUCCCUUAUAUUAUCAUGGCUGUUCUAUUAAUUAGAGCUGUAACCUUGCCGGGAUCUUUGGAUGGUAUUAUUUACUUUAUUAAACCUGAUUGGGGUAAAAUUCUGGAUCCAAAGGUCUGGUAUGCCGCUGUAACCCAAUGUUUCUAUUCGCUCUCAGUGUGCUUCGGCAAUAUUAUUAUGUAUUCGUCGUAUAAUAAAUUUGGACAUAAUGUACAUCGUGAUGCCACCAUUGUAACCGGAUUGGAUACCUGCACCUCUCUGUUGGCUGGUUUUACAAUUUUCGGUAUUUUGGGUCAUUUGGCACAUGAAAUUGGUACCGAUGAUAUUGGUAGUGUGGUCAAAGGAGGUGCUGGCUUGGCCUUUAUUUCAUACCCGGAUGCUAUUGCCAAAUUCCAAAGUUUACCACAAAUUUUCUCGGUGCUAUUCUUUUUGAUGUUAUUUGUGUUGGGUAUUGGUUCCAACAUCGCUAUGACUUCGUGUACCGUCACCGCCAUACGUGAUAAUUUCCCCAAAAUUAAACAAUGGCAGUGUGCAUUGGGUAUUGCCGUAUUCAGUUUUUGUGUUGGAUUGGCCUAUGUUACACCGGGUGGCCAAUUCAUUUUAACCUUGGUGGAUUACUUUGGAGCUUCCAUGAUUGCUUUGAUAUUGGGCAUUGCCGAAUUAUAUGUCUUGGGUUGGGUUUAUGGUGUGGAUCGUCUGUGCCGUGAUGCUGAAUUUAUGAUGGGUCGCAAGGUUGGUCCCUACUGGCGUUGGUGUUGGGCUGUGGUCACUCCUUUGAUUAUGACCGCCAUUUUGGUAUAUUUCCUCUCCACCUAUACACCUUUAACCUACAACAAUGUGACGUAUCCAAAUUGGGCAUAUGCUAUUGGCUGGACCAUCACUUGCUUUGGUGUCCUACAACUACCCAUUUGGAUUGUGGUAGGUGCCAUCCGUGCUCCCGGCUCAACGUGGUCAGAAAAACUCCGAAAUGCCUUUAAACCCAAACAUGAUUGGGGUCCAAGAGAUCCUCUGCUGCGCGAACAAUACAACAAAGAGCUGGCGAAUGAAGCCAUAGCCAAUCAAAAUUUGGGUUGUUGGGGUUAUAUUAAGAAAAACAUUAUGGGCUGA
This is a messenger RNA of Musca vetustissima, 1943 nucleotides long. RefSeq names its product sodium-dependent nutrient amino acid transporter 1-like. NCBI's taxonomy places the organism in Eukaryota, Metazoa, Arthropoda, Insecta, Diptera, Muscidae. Gene Ontology annotation, molecular function: L-amino acid transmembrane transporter activity. Gene Ontology annotation, cellular component: membrane. Gene Ontology annotation, biological process: sodium ion transmembrane transport. The record is from RefSeq and is a predicted model, not a curated record. The transcript is spliced from 7 exons. The coding region runs from base 3 to 1943 and encodes 646 amino acids.